This is a messenger RNA of Phytophthora infestans T30-4, 948 nucleotides long. RefSeq lists its product as uncharacterized. The record is from RefSeq and is a predicted model, not a curated record. Bases 1 to 948 code for a protein of 315 amino acids. Lineage: Eukaryota; Oomycota; Peronosporomycetes; Peronosporales; Peronosporaceae. The transcript has 6 exons.
AUGGCAUCAGCCGCGCCAGAGGUGUCUGCGUCGGCGGCACCAAAGCCUCGGCGGACGUUCCACAUUCAGCUGGACGCCAACAGUCCGGCGGAGAUCAACUUCAAGCAGCUUCGUUUUAACAUCAUCGAGCACCUGGAGAAACGCUACGGCGGUGGAUCUGUGCUAAACGAUGGCGACGACGGCGAUGUGGGCAAUGGCGGCUUGGACCGACGUGACGACGACGAUCUCUACGACUCGGAGGACUCGUUUAUCGACGACGCGGAGCUGCAACAGAAUAUUGAGGACGUAAGAGGCCAGACGCGAGUUAAGACCAAACAUUCGGGCUUUUUCGUUAAUGCUGGAGACGAGAUUGAGACGCUGGAGAAGGAGGAGGACGAACUGGUGGACGCGAAGAACAAGAAAGGCAAGAAGAGAGCGGUGGAUGGCGCAUUACGGUCUUUUCUGACGGAAGUACCAGAUGCAGCUAGUGACUGGCAACCAGAAGAAGAAGUUGUGAGGAAGUUGGAGGUAUUGAGGACGGCGGUGCAGGAAUUGGCGGAGACUGCGCCGAUCCCUAAGGUGUUCCCGAGAUCGCUGGAUGAACCGCUGCGUGCAGUGGAUAAGCUGGUGGUGGAGGCACAUCCGAACAAGUGGCGGGUGACGGGAUACUUCGCCACGUUGAUGACGUUCUUGCCGUACACGAAGCAGUAUCUAAAGUCGAAUAUGCUGCGACUGGAAGCACGAGAUGUAGCGAGGCAUGAAAGGGAGAAACUAGAUGCCGCGCUGGAAGCUUUGACGCAGCUUAUUGCUACUUACGGGACGCGUGCUGCAGCUGAGUCUAUCGAUGUGGUGAAGACAGAUAUCGCAAAGGACAAGGAACUGGGAGCAAAACUGCAUGCUCUGCUGGAGCUUCAAGACGAGUGGGUGUCCAAGGAAAAUGACUACCGACUGAAGACAAGAAACACAUAA